UGGCAUGGCGUGGUGUGGCGUUGUGCGGCGCGGUGUGGAGGGCGUGGUGUGGCAUGGUGCCGAGGACGAAGUAGUGCAGUGGAGUGGACGGAGGUGUGUGGCGGUGAGUGGCAGAGUGCAACGGAGUGCGGCGCCGAACAGCAGAGAUCACGAAGACACCAACACAGCUGCUAGAACCAUUCUAGCUCUCAUCUUAGAAACUUUGCUAAAGGAAGGAACAGGACAGAAGAACUCCUUUGCACAGUGUGGGCUCUUCUUUGUUUCCAGAUAAGUAAAAUUCAGCUUCUACCUCUCUAAGUUUUGACACAGUCACCAAAUUUUUGAUAUAUAUGUCAUCCUAUGUGGAAAUUUAAGGCACAGAUCGGGAAAGGACAAACCACAGCUUCACUUUGAACAGCCCACCUCUGUGUUUCCUGGCAGAAGCUGCUUGCUCUGCUCUGCUUCCAUCUGUAGAGAAUGUGUGGCUUUUUUUUUUUCUUUUUUAAAGAUUGAUUAUACUCAUGCAUACAAGAACCAGGGUACAGACAGGCCAGAUGUGCGGGAGGGUGAGAGGAUUCACCAGAGACAGAGCGGGGAACAGAACAGGCAGACUGACUGAAAUACACUGCUGAAGGGAGCAGUGGGCGAGACAGAAGAGGUCUGCCGCACUAUGUGGGUAGCUCCCUGGCUGGCUGGGAUUAAACCCACCAACAGGGGCUGCAGACAGCCUCACAGUGCUGCAUUCAACCACCUGCACCACCAGGGAGGCCCUGUGUGACUUGUUUUUGUCAAGCAGUGAUGAGAGGUAGCAAGAGCCAAGUGUUGCUGGCUCUGUCUAUAACAGACUGAGCGCAAUUAAGGAGUGGACAUGUGUCCACGUCUUUAAAUAUAUAUUUCAGAUGAGGAUUAGUCAUGUAUCCAAAUUCAAAUAUCUUUCUAAUCUUGUGGUUGCUGUGAAGAGCUCACAAGUCAUUCAAUCAGACAUCAGAGGCCACUGCAUAACCCGUCACCCAAUAAUAGGGCCUCUCAUGUAUGAUCCUCCUCGGCUGCAGUAACCCAGGCCUUCAUCCUUACAACAGUCACCUCAGCAUGGUUUUGCCUCUUUCUGCAGAAUGUGAGUCCCCUGAGGAAAAGGAUCCAAUCUGAUUAACCCCUUUGCCCCUCACUGUGAACAUCAUAGGGUCUGUGUAGAAGAGACUGCUAAAUGGCACCAAAUUUGUUUCCUCUACUUCCGGUACAUAGAUGGACCAGGUUUCCUAGUGAACUGUGCAAUAUGGGUGGUCUAGUCAAUCUUCUAGCAUAAAUACAAUUGCCUUCCAGGACUCUGGAGUUGCUUCUAGGUUUCCAUAGAAACCUUCAUCUACUACACCUCCACGUGUAUAAGUCCUUUGUAUAUUCAUAGCAACCUUGGAAUUUGCUUGCUGAAGAUGGUGGGGCCAGAAUCACUGCUUGAAAGAGACUACCCCCUUUACUGGCACCGCUAACAUCUAGUCAGACCCACACUUCUACUAUGUUCAACCACUGAAAAUUGUUAUUGUAGUUAUAACAGCCAACUUAUCAUAAACAGUCUUGCCCAUGUAGGCAUUCAACAUUUUUUUUUGAAAUGGAAAGUUGUAGUGAGGUUCUAGUGGUCAGUAGAGAAAGCAAUAAACUUCAAAACCUAGGUCAGGUGUCCAAAUAUGGACCAGCUUUCCUUUUAGUGAAACUGAUCCUACCAAGUAGGAGGGAGAGGCCUUGUUUUAAUGCAUUCCACAUACCCCUUGUAGUUUCAUUCCAUAAGCCUCAUGGUUACACCCUCCCCUGUAACCACAUAAUCCCACAUGCCCUUCACCUCAAGAAUCAGAGCAGAGUUCUAGAGAAAACAUGGUAGGAGGUAAUAUUUCCUGGUAGAAAUAAUUUGGAUGAAACACAAGAGACCUGACUUUGAGUCCUGGAUCUGCCUUUUUUUUUUUCACUGAGUAGCCUAAGCUACUCAUUACCUCCAAGGCAUUUGUGAACACUUGUGAUUUUUUUAGAAGACUUUAUGUUGCCUUUUAUUUUGUACUUGCACAGGGCAAAAGAGUUCAUCAGUAGGAAGGAGCUGAAGUCUUGGGUUUGGACUAGUAGAAAGAGAAGACACAGUCCUUUUGAUAUAUAAAGUUAGGCCUAGCUUGUCCUGUGUAUCUACCACCCAAAGAAUGGAGAACAAAUCAACAAGUCUGACAUGAUGUACAAGUUCAGCAUGGCUGGGCAUACCUCUGAUUACAUCUCCAUCGUCAUUAUCUAAUGCUCCUUGUUUUUCUUUUUAUUUUCAAAUCUUAAUUUCCCUUAAUACACCUAAUAGUCUCUAUUUUCUCAUUUCUUUUGAACCUUUUAACAAAUUCUGUUUUGUUCUCAGGCCUUAUACAUGCUCACCCCCAGCCACUAGCUCCCACUCCCCCUAUCUGGUUAACUUAUUUUCUUCCUUGCUGUCAGCAUAGUGUUCACUCAGUAAGUCUGAGUUUGGUGUCUGUCUUAUUUAAGAUUUUGCUUACUUGUCUGUCCUUCCCAAGCAACUGUAAACUCCCUUAGGGUAAAGGAUGGUUCUUCUCUCAGGCUUGUAUCCUAGGGGCCUAGAAUGCCUGGAACAUCUGUUGUUUUAAGCAUACUUGCUGAGUUAAAGAAGACUAGAGUUGCUCUAAUUGUUUUACUUUGUAUCUUUAUACUACAGAAACUUUAGGCCCCAGAAAUCCCAAACAAAAGGGAUUUGUUAAGAACGUUGGAUUAUCUAUUUAACAAUGUGUAUAGAACAAGGUAGUCCUAGGCUAGGUUUUGUGGUUCAGAGGUAUGAUAAGGAUCUAAACUUUUUCAUUUUUUUGAUCCAUUUUUGUUAGCAGAGAUAUUUUCAUUCUCCUUGUGAUCAGAAAUGGCUUGCCAUGCUCCAAGCUUUGCAUCCUCAUACAACAAUUCAAAGGAAAGGAGAAAAGAAAGGAUAGAAAAAAGUUCUCUCUUUUUCACCAAUAGGAUAAUCUUUGCCAGAAGACUUUGUUCUCCAGCUGAUUUUCCUUUGUAUUUGUAGGAUGGAGGAGCAAAGUAAGAAGGAUCAUCGGGCUUUGCUGAACCCAGGAGAAGAGAAUGAGCUGGAGGUGUUUGGUUACCGGACUCAGAAUCUCCGCAGAGCCUUCUGGCUUGUAGCUUCUGUGCUGACCUGUGGUGCCCUACUGCUGGUAUUCUACUGGAGGCCGCAGUGGAGGGUGUGGGCCAACUGUGUCCCAUGCCCGUUGCAAGAAGCAGAUACCAUUUUGCUAAGGACAACGGAUGAAUUUCAAAGAUACAUGAGAAAAAAAGUGACCUGCCUCUACUUAUCCACACUGAAGUUUCCUAUAAGCAGGAAUCCAGAAGAACCCCUGUUGGCUGACCGCCACUCCGUCAUAAACCAUGCUGUAUUGAAGCCAGAAUUAAAACUGCGAUGCAUCCAAGUGCAGAAAAUUAGGUAUGUUUGGGACAACUUGGAGAAGAGGUUUCAGAAAGUUGGGUUGCUGGAAGAUAGCAACUCGUGCUAUGACAUCCAUCAUACAUUUGGAUUGGGUCUGACUAGUGAAGAGCAAGAGAUCAGAAGAUUAGUGUGCGGGCCCAAUGCCAUUGAGGUAGAAAUUCAACCCAUAUGGAAGCUUCUUGUUAAACAGGUUUUAAAUCCAUUCUAUGUAUUCCAAGCAUUCACCCUAACUUUGUGGCUGUCUCAAGGUUACAUAGAAUAUUCUGUGGCCAUCAUCAUCUUGUCUGUUUUAUCCAUUAUUUUAAGUGUGUAUGAUUUGCGACAGCAAUCAGUUAAGCUACACAACUUAGUGGAGGAUCACAACAAAGUCCAGGUUAUGAUCAUCGUAAAAAGCAAAGGUUUGCAGGAGCUGGAAUCCCGUCUUUUGGUUCCCGGAGACAUUCUUACACUUCCAGGAAAAUUGUCGUUGCCUUGUGAUGCGAUUCUGAUUGAUGGCAGCUGUGUGGUGAAUGAAGGCAUGCUCACAGGAGAAAGUAUUCCUGUUACAAAGACACCAUUGCCCCAUAUGGAGAAUACCAGUUCCUGGAAAUCCCACAGCUUGGAGGACUAUCGGAAACACAUUCUUUUCUGUGGAACAGAAGUUAUCCAGGUCAAGCCCUCUGGGCAGGGCCCAGUAAGAGCAGUUGUUUUGCAGACAGGUUACAACACAGCAAAAGGGGACUUGGUGAGAUCCAUCCUCUACCCUCGGCCUCUGAACUUCAAACUCUAUAGUGAUGCCUUCAAGUUCAUAGUGUUCUUGGCUUGCCUUGGAGUCAUGGGCUUUUUCUAUGCUCUUGGUGUAUAUAUGUACCAUGGAGUCCCUCCAAAGGACACAGCAACCAUGGCCCUGCUCCUCCUCACUGUGACCGUCCCUCCUGUGCUGCCCGCUGCCCUGACCACGGGCAUCGUGUAUGCGCAAAGGAGGCUGAAGAAAAAGAAAAUCUUCUGUAUCUCCCCACAAAGAAUCAAUAUGUGUGGGCAGAUAAACCUUGUGUGCUUUGACAAAACUGGCACUCUGACAGAGGAUGGCCUGGACCUCUGGGGCACUGUCCCUUCUGCAGACAACUGUUUCCAGAAAGUCCACAGUUUUGCCUCAGGCAAAGCUUUGCCCUGGGGCCCACUUUGUGCAGCCAUGGCCAGCUGCCACUCUCUGAUUCUUCUGGAUGGGACCGUCCAGGGAGAUCUACUGGACCUCAAAAUGUUUGAGGGCACUGCCUGGGUCAUAGAAGAUUUCAAUACAGACUACUGUACCUUUGGAAUGUCACAGUCAAGCAUAAUAAUAAAACCAGGGCCACGUGCCAGUCAGAGCCCUGUGGAAGCCAUUGGCAUCUUGCGUCAGUUUCCCUUUUCCUCAAGUCUGCAGAGGAUGUCUGUGGUGGCUCAGCUGGCGGGGGAUGAGCACCUCCACGUCUACAUGAAGGGUGCUCCAGAGAUGUUGGUCAGGUUCUGCAGAUCUGAAACAGUGCCCAAGAAUUUCUUACAGGAACUGAGGAAUUACACAUUACAAGGUUUUCGUGUCAUUGCCCUUGCCCAUAAAAUCUUGAAGAUGGGGAAACUUUCAGAAGUGGCAUGUUUGGUCAGGGAGAUGGUGGAAUCAGAGUUAACAUUUUUGGGGCUUCUCAUAAUGGAGAAUCGCUUGAAAAAGGAAACCAAACCAAUCUUGAAGGAACUGAGGGAGGCCCACAUCAGGACGGUGAUGAUUACUGGUGAUAACCUUCAAACAGCCAUUACUGUUGCAAAGAAUUCUGAAAUGAUUCCUCAAGGGAGCCAAGUGAUCCUCGUUGAAGCCAAUGAACCAGGAGAGUAUGCUCCUGCCUCUGUGACCUGGAAGCUGGUAGAGAACCAAGAAAAUGGACCUCAGAAGAAUGAAACCUACCAGAACAUUGGAAAUAGUUUGGUGCCUGAUGGAGAAAGAGGGAAGCAUUACCACUUUGCAAUGAGUGGGCAAUCAUACCAAGUGAUAUUUCAGCAUUUCAACAGCUUGCUUCCAAAAAUUCUGGUGAAUGGAACCAUUUUUGCAAGAAUGUCUCCAGGACAGAAAUCAAGCCUGGUUGAAGAAUUUCAGAAAUUAAAUUACUAUGUGGGCAUGUGUGGAGAUGGAGCUAAUGACUGUGGGGCUUUGAAAAUGGCUCAUGCGGGCAUUUCGCUGUCAGAGCAGGAGGCAUCCGUGGCAUCCCCUUUCACCUCGAAAAUAGCCAACAUCGAGUGUGUGCCUCAUCUCAUCAAAGAAGGCCGAGCAGCACUGGUUUCGUCCUUUGGGGUAUUUAAGUAUCUGACCAUGUACGGCAUAAUUCAGUUUAUUGGUACAUCACUGCUCUAUUGGCAACUACAACUCUUUGGGAAUUACCAGUAUCUCAUGCAAGAUGUAGCCAUUACCUUGAUGGUCUGUUUAACAAUGAGUUCAACCCAUGCCUAUCCAAAGCUGGCUCCGUACCGCCCUGCAGGACAGCUCCUCUCACCCCCUUUGCUGCUGUCAGUCUUUCUGAAUACUUGUUUCACAUUGAUCGUGCAGACCUGUGCAUUUCUCUAUGUGAAGCAGCAGCCCUGGUACUGUGAAGUCUACAGAUACAGUGAGUGCUAUCUGGCCAACCGAAGUAAUUUCUCCAUGAACUUGAGUUUGGAAAGUAACCAGACUGGGAAUGCAACUGUGUUGUCCACUUCAAUUUUAAGUUUUGAGAAUACCACGCUGUGGCCCAUCACCACCAUCAACUGUAUCACAGUAGCAUUCAUCUUUUCUAAGGGAAAACCAUUUCGAAAACCUGUCUACACAAACUAUAUAUUCUCAUUUCUGCUGAUAUCUGCCUUGGGCCUCACAAUUUUCAUUCUGUUUUCUGAUUUUCAAGAUAUUUACCAUGGAAUGGAGAUCAUCCCAACCAUAACAUCAUGGAGAGUUUCCAUUUUGAUGGCAGCCCUCACCCAAUUCUGUGUGGCCUUCUUUGUGGAGGAUGCCAUCCUUCAAAAUCGAGAGCUCUGGUUAUUGAUCAAGAAAGAAUUUGGAUUCUAUUCGAAAAGUCAAUAUAAGACCUGGCAAAAGAAGUUGGCAGAAGAAUCAACCUGGCCACCUAUAAACAGGACAGAUUAUUCAGGUGAUGGCAAAGAUGGAAUCUACAUCAAUCUAGGCUAUGAAAGCUCUGAACAGAUCCCAAAAGAAAAACUCCAGUGGGAAGGCCAAACCAUAGAACAGCACUUUUGGACCAAACUGUAAACAGAAUUAUUGUAACACGUGUCUAGCAUAUCUGCUUUUUUUUUUUUUUUCCCCAGAAACUAAAACACUAUGGGGAGGUGAGGCCCAGCUACUUCUAUCUUUUCUCUCUCCUUCUGAGGACUCAAAACACACUGCUCAUUUCUCAGUGUAUUGAGUCUUGCAACAAGGGACUUUAAAUAUGCUUUUCCUGACUAUAUCCUCCACCCCUGAGGAAAAAAAUGCACUUCCUGGAUUAUUUUUUUUCUAAUAAACUUUAUAUACAUUGCAUAAUAGUAUCCUUGUUAAAAUGCUCAACUUUUCAUGGUAGCUAAAUUAAUAACAUGAAUGACAAUAAAAGAAUGAGUUUAUGAUCUUUGAAAG
Molecule: messenger RNA, 7037 nt
Organism: Talpa occidentalis (Iberian mole)
Lineage: Eukaryota; Metazoa; Chordata; Mammalia; Eulipotyphla; Talpidae
Gene: ATP13A5
Product: ATPase 13A5
Exons: 32
Coding region: 3018-6677 (1219 amino acids)
Biological process (GO): polyamine transmembrane transport; intracellular calcium ion homeostasis
Cellular component (GO): late endosome membrane
Molecular function (GO): ATP hydrolysis activity; ATP binding; polyamine transmembrane transporter activity
Source: RefSeq, a predicted model, not a curated record